AUGCCAGGCUGCUGUCUCUGGGUCCCCAGCUCUGUACUCUUACUGCUACUCCUCUUGCCUCCAUCCCUGCUCAACACGGGGAACUUCAGGCAUCAGGGCCCUGACUGGAGAAACUCCCAUGGAUUUGACUUGGGCUCUGGAAGUUUCCACCCUCGCCAGGGCCAGGACCCAGACCCAAGGAACAGCUGGUACCAGAAGUUAUUUCAGGGGCCAUGCCAGGCCACCCCUGACAUCUAUUUUGUCUUGGACAAGUCUGAGAGCACGACCCACGCCUGGCCGCAUAUUUACAACUUUGUGGUGGAGCUAGUGAAGAAGAUAUCAAACCCAAAACUGCGAGUGUCCUUCAUCACCUUCUCCUGUAAGGGAAACAUCAUCCAGCCCAUCACCGGCAACAGCAAAGAAAUCAAGAGGGGUCUGGAGAGGCUGAAAUACACCCUCGCUGCGGGACACCCACUCAUUUACAUAGGACUCUGGAAGGCAAAUAAUCAGAUCAAAUGGGUCAACUCCAAAGGUCCCCGGGCUGUCAGCCUGAUCAUCUCUGUGCUCAACAGCUAUCUGAGCGAUGAAACCUACAAGUACGCGCUGGUGGAGGCUGAUGAUGCUCGGAUGCUGGGGGCAUCUGUGAUUACUGUGGGUGUGGGCGGAUCUCUCAGACAUCAGGUAGAAGGAUUAUCAGGUGGACCACACAAUGCUUUUCCAGGAAGAAAAGUUGAGGAGCUGAAUGAACUCAUUUUACCACUAGCUGCCAAGGCCUGUCCUUCCAUUAAGUCUGUGGACAAUCGUACUAUAUGUGUCAGAGCGCCGGGCCAAGUGGUCGUCCGCGGGUAUGGCUUCGACUUCGUCAGGCAGCUGGAGGAAGUUAUUUGCAAAUUUGAGUUCAGUGACUCGACUACCAGUGAAGUAAAAGCCAUCAAUAUAACAUCGAGUACCGUAACGUGUCCAGCUCCAUAUGUAAACGAGGCCGGAAACGUGAUCUUUGUUGAGGUCAGCGUGGACAAUGGAACAAACUUCCUGAACAACAACAUUUUCGUUUCUAGCAGAACAUGUCCAAGCAGCGGUCCGCUUACAACCAAACCCACAACCAGAUGGAUAGUGACGAGGAGGACGACGACCACCACGACCACCACGACCACCACGACCACUACAACCACGACCACGUCCACAACCACCACCACCACGACCCCCCAAACAACCCCAAAGCCAACCACCACUACAACUACACCGACCACGGCGACGCCCACCACGACAAGCCUGCCCACCCCCACCCAGAAACCCCCUCCCAGCAAAUUUAUUUUUGUCCCCAUUGGGAUGUCCCUUCUGCUGGCUCUGUUGCUGUUUGGUUGUUUCUGGCAACUGUCCCACCCACCGUCAAGGAAAAGGAAACCGCAGCCUCCCCCAGCACCUGCGCCGCCCGUGUGCCCCACCGUGAUCGUCUGCUGCUGCGCCUGCCGCGGCGUGUGUGUGAGCAGAGGCGUGGAGGGAAAUGUCACUGUGGGUAACUUCCCUCUACCCAGCUGCCACCAGCUGCCGUUGAUGUGGUCCAGGGAUCAGGAGCAGUGUUCCAACCUGGCCUUUCUGAAGGCUCUCAGUGCCCAGGGCCCCUGCAGCCCGAGGGUUAGCCUGCCACCUAGCCGAGAGUGCCUUCCUCUGACCGACUGCGCCACCUGCUACCAUCUCACAGCCAGCUGCUCCCGUACACCUUCCCGGCUACUGCCCCUAUUGCCUUGCCUAGCCUGGGAGGUCCCCAGAGCCCCCAAGUCACUCCCGCCCAUGUAG
Molecule: messenger RNA, 1776 nt
Organism: Jaculus jaculus (lesser Egyptian jerboa)
Lineage: Eukaryota; Metazoa; Chordata; Mammalia; Rodentia; Dipodidae
Product: anthrax toxin receptor-like
Exons: 16
Coding region: 1-1776 (591 amino acids)
Cellular component (GO): membrane
Molecular function (GO): signaling receptor activity
Source: RefSeq, a predicted model, not a curated record